Sinocyclocheilus rhinocerous is the source of this 2934-nucleotide messenger RNA. Its product is annotated as adhesion G protein-coupled receptor L1-like. Gene Ontology annotation, cellular component: axon; plasma membrane; presynaptic membrane. Gene Ontology annotation, biological process: heterophilic cell-cell adhesion; adenylate cyclase-activating G protein-coupled receptor signaling pathway; cell surface receptor signaling pathway. The transcript has 15 exons. The record is from RefSeq and is a predicted model, not a curated record. Gene Ontology annotation, molecular function: G protein-coupled receptor activity; latrotoxin receptor activity. Bases 253 to 2934 code for a protein of 893 amino acids. Lineage: Eukaryota; Metazoa; Chordata; Actinopteri; Cypriniformes; Cyprinidae.
CACACUCUUAUAAUGACAUUGUAUUUCAUCUUUUGAGAAUAAAAUUUCUCUUUCUCACACACACAGGCACUCAUGAUACAGCAAUAGGUAGUGUAAGACGUGUGUUUUGUGUGUGUGUGUGUGUGUGUGGAAUAGAUCUGUUCAUUAGAUCUAUCCUUUAUUAGUCUAAUACGCUUCAUCCUCUACUCCUGCUCAUCUCUAUUAUCGCUCUCUCUUUCUCCGUCUCUAGUUUUUGUUUGUCCUGGAACAUUAAUGCGAGUGUUGGAGCCCAGUUCCGUGCGGGAGGCGGAGCAUCAGUCUGGGGCGUGGUGUAAAGACCCUCUGCAAGCUGGCGAUAGGCUGUACGUGAUGCCCUGGACACCCUAUCGCACAGAUAUGCUUUACGAAUACGCUUCCUGGGACGACUACAUCCAAAAUAGAGUCACCACCACCUAUAAAUUGCCGAGUCGAGUGGAUGGCACCGGUUUUGUCGUGUAUGACGGAGCUGUGUUCUACAAUAAGGAACGCACACGCAACAUUGUAAAAUAUGACCUGCGAACUCGCAUCAAGAGCGGUGAAGCUAUUAUUGCUACCGCCAACUAUCACGACACGUCGCCGUACCGCUGGGGCGGGAAAUCCGACAUCGACCUAGCCGUGGAUGAACACGGGCUCUGGGUCAUAUACGCCACUGAAGCCAACAGCGGACGCCUGGUUGUUAGCCAGGUGAACCCGUACACGCUGCGGUUUGAGGGGACGUGGCAGACGAGCUUUGAGAAGCGCAUGGCGUCAGACGCGUUCGUGGCGUGUGGCAUCUUGUACGCCGUUCGUUCCGUGUACCAGGAUGACGACAGCGAGGUGGGCGGAGACCUGAUCCUGUACGCCUACGACACGCGGCGUAACCACGAGGAGCCGGUGAGGAUCCCGUUCCCCAACCCGUACCAGCACAUCUCCUCCAUCAGCUACAACCCCAGAGACAACCAGCUGUACGUCUGGAACAACUACAUCGUACUGCGGUACCCGCUGGAGUUCAGCCCGCCGCAGCCCACCACAGACCCUCUCUCGACACCUCUUCUCUCCACCACUCCUCCGAGUGCGCUCUCCAGCACCGUGUCCUUGGGCUUCAGCCCCACUUCCGUCCCGUCCGUGACCUUCCACCCGGUGGGGGCUAUAAACAGGGCUCCGGCGGGGCGGCCCAUCACAGCCACGGUCCCGGUGACCGUCAGGCCUCCCCGCCGACCUCAGGGGCCGCGCACACCCAUGUGUGAGGGCCGGGUGACCCGCGGGGUCCAGUGGCCCCCGACUCAUCGAGGAGAAAGGGUGGAGAGGCCGUGUCCCAAAGGAUCCCUCGGUAUUGCGUCGUAUCAGUGUAUGGCUGAUGAUGUGGUGUGGAACCCCAGAGGCCCCGACCUCAGCAACUGCACCUCGCCCUGGGUCAACCAGGUCGCUCAAAAGAUUAAGAGCGGGGAGAACGCAGCACAUAUCGCUGCUGUACUUGUCAAUCACACACGGGGGCGGGUCUACGCCGGUGAUGUCACUUCCUCUGUGCGUCUGAUGGAGCAGCUGCUGGACAUUCUGGACUCACAGCUGCAGGCGCUGCGACCUGGAAACAAGGAGUCGGCCACACGCAACUACAACAAGCUUCAGAAGAGAGAGCGGACCUGUCGAGCGUUUAUUCAGGCGGUGGUGCAGACGGUGGAUAACCUGCUGCGUUUGGAGGCGCUGGAGUCGUGGCAGGACAUGAACGUCACAGAACAGUCGCACACCGCCACCAUGCUGCUGGACGUCAUGGAGAAAGGAGCGUUUCUGCUGGCCAACAACCUGUACGGGGGUCACUUCAGCGACCGCGCGCCCAACAUUGAUCUGGAGGUGUAUGUGCUCAACACAGAGAUGGAGCUAAAGGAUCUGUCCUUCCCGAACUCGUAUGACAGCGACAGCACCAUCUACGUGUCGGCAUCCACCAUCAAACAGUACAGCCGCAAUGGUCAGGUGAAGGUGGUUUUCACGCUCUAUAAGAACCUGGGCUCGUUCCUCUCCACUCAAAACGCCACGCUGAAGACGGACGGCAAGCAGAAGUCAGGAGGACAGAGUCUGGCUGUCAACUCCCACAUCAUCUCUGCCUCCAUGAACAAAGAGUCCAGCCGAGUGUUUCUGACCAAACCCGUCGAGUUCACGCUGAGACACCUGCAGCUGGAGAAUCACUUCAAUCCCAACUGUUCGUUCUGGAAUUACUCUGAGCGCUCGAUGAUGGGUCAGUGGUCAUCGCAUGGCUGCAGACGUCUGCACAGCAACAACACGCACACCACCUGCGCCUGCUCGCAUCUCACCAACUUCGCCGUGCUCAUGAACCACCAGCAGCCCGCCUAUCCCGGCGGCGUUCAGGGUCUUAUCCUGUUCGUCAUCACGUGGGUGGGGAUGGUGAUCUCUCUGGUGUGUCUGGCUCUGUGUAUCUCCACCUUCUGCUGCCUGCGAGGCCUUCAGAGUGACCGCACCACCAUCCACAAGAACCUGUGCCUCACGCUCUUCAUCUCACAGCUCCUCUUCCUCAUCGGCAUGGACAAGACACACUAUACAGUGGUGUGUCCGGUUCUGGCCGGUCUGCUGCACUUCUUCCUGCUGUCUGUGUUCUGCUGGCUCUGCAUGGAGACGGUGCAGCUGUAUGUGCUGAUGGUGGAGGUGUUUGAAAGCGAGACGUCUCGUCGUAAGUACUACUACCUCUCCGCGUACGGCUUCCCCACGCUGGUGGUGGCCAUUUCCACAGCCAUCGACUACAGGAGCUACGGAGGGCCCAAAGCUUGCUGGUUGAGGGUUGAUAACUACUUCAUCUGGACGUUUAUUGGCCCCGCCUCCCUCGUUAUUCUGCUGAACCUGGCAGUGCUGGUCAUCACCAUCCACCGCAUGCUGCGCCACUCCACCGUCCUGAAGCCAGACUCCAGCCGAUUCGACAACAUCAAGUGA